AUGGAUGCUUCACAUUCUCUGUUAGAGCAGGAAAAUAUCCGUCGAGCUGAUGAACUGUCACAUAAGGUGUCGCUGCUAAAAGCAUUUGCUAAAGAUAUUGAAACCGAAUCUAAAUCACAAAAUAAAUAUCUUGAUGAAAUUACAAAUUCAUUUGAUAGUGCAAGUAAUAUUUUGUCGAACACACUGCAUCGAGUGCUUGGAAUACCGAAAAAGCGUACAAAUAAUCGAAGAUUUAUGUGUUAUGUUGUUCUGUUUGUAGUUUUUAUUAGCCUACUGGGUUAUUUUCUUUUAUUUCGCAGAUCCAAUUAG
This is a messenger RNA of Heterobilharzia americana, 309 nucleotides long. Lineage: Eukaryota; Metazoa; Platyhelminthes; Trematoda; Strigeidida; Schistosomatidae. The record is from the annotation of a GenBank genome assembly.